AUGAGUGCACCUGUGAAGCUUCUCUGGUUUUGGUUUGCUCUGUUUUCAGGCCAGGCAUUUGGAGGGCGCCUGCUAAACCUGCUGGAGGAUCCGUUACCUAAUCAUGUACAGGUACACCGCGGUAUUUUCGACGAUAAUGGCUUAUACAGAAUGUUUGUCCCUGAGUCAUAUUCGGAAAAAUGGUUUUACUAUGGAGACAUUAUGGUUCCCAUUGUACAUUCUUGCCGACAAUUAACAAUCUGUGUGGAAGAGUAUCGUUCAACGACGACCUUUCUUGAGGUAAUAACAGUGUGUUUGGAUGAUAUUAACGCAAUUAGACGUUAUACUAGGCUGUAUGAAGUGCGUAACAAUAUACUUACAUGUCAAAGCCUGGCGAAAUUGCAACACGUCGUGAAAGGUUCUAUCUUGCUUACUCUGGAUUUGAGCCCGGGCGCAUCUUUGCAUCCUUACAUUGUAAAAAAGGUUAACACGAGCGAUCACGUUAUCCAGUAUCAGGUUAGCCCUGCAUCCAUAGAAGGGCGUAAGAAAUCGUCGCGCAAAAAGAUCAAUUACGCCAUAUUGUUUACCCAUGAUUCCAGUUCAUCACAAGAUAGAGGAUAUCCCACAUCACUUGUGGUUUUCCACGCUAAAUCUGUGGUCCUGAAUAUAUUGACUGGUUAUUUAUUUCUAAAACGAUUCGUCCCUAACCAGUUUUACAUCUAUACUGUACACCCUAAUGAAGGUACAAUUAAGCUUGUCACACCGUCAAUACCUUCUGAGAACCUCUUUGUAAAUCCGGCUAUGUCACCAUUUUCUGGUACGCCCCAAGUGACGGCUGUAACGAUAAACGUCACAUCUGUGGAGAAUCCUUCAAGCAACGUCUUGGUUAUUUACAAUGUACCGAAAGGGGAUUGGUUGUACUCCCGUCAUGAAGUGUUAAUCUUCUCGCAUGUCUGGCGCGUGGCGUGCUAUGUUAAGGACCGUAUGACCGAUAUACCUAUCUUCGUGUCUCCGGAGGAUGUCAUGGUAAAACAUGUGGAAACGUACAAUAAUCUGAAAGAUAACAAAUUCUUCGUGGUAAUCAAGACCGUAAAAAGGACUCCAGGUGGCUUUAUUACUUCCGAUAAACUCUUUCAACGCGUGGAAAAUGAAGGCAUGAUAGGUUAUAUACCUCAUUUUACACACAAGAAGCUAUUGUACGAAAUGAUGUUAAAAGAAGUUUACGACACUCCCGCUGCACCUGCCGGAGAAGCAAGAGGCGCGUUGCGAUACGAAAUGGACACAAGUGGAGCAUCGUUACCACCGGCAACGCCCAGUACUUCGACAUAA
Messenger RNA from Babesia bigemina, 1308 nucleotides. RefSeq lists its product as hypothetical. The record is from RefSeq and is a predicted model, not a curated record. The coding region runs from base 1 to 1308 and encodes 435 amino acids. The transcript has a single exon. Lineage: Eukaryota; Apicomplexa; Aconoidasida; Piroplasmida; Babesiidae.